AUGCUGAAUAGACCACAGUCAAGCUUAUCCAUGGACCAGCAAGCGAGUAGGCCGCGAAUGCUGGCAAGCAGGUUGCCGGAGCUGUCCACAUUCACCAAAGAGGAGAUCGAGAGAAAAUUAUCGCAAGCAGUGGAGAGAAGAGAUGCUCUCUUGAGAGACCGGUCAGAAAGGAUACGAGAAAAAUCUGCCCUUUCAAAGGAGAUGCUAGGACGACUCGAAGCCGAGAAACAACGCUUGUUAAAGGAAAAAAUUGAUGAGAAGGAGCAAAAAGCAGCAGACAAGAAAGAGAGACUGAAGAGGAGAAAGGAAAGAAAGGCUGCUAGACAAACCAGACGCACAGAAAGGGCGAAGGCAAACGCAGCCGAGAAAGAAAAGCAAGUUUGUUUGAAUGCAGAGGAAGCACUAAAAGAAAAAAUGAGGGCUGCUGAGGGAAAAAAGGCAGAGAUGAUGCUGGAGCGAGAGAGGAAACGAAAUAUUCACAGGUUCAAGCAGAUUCGAGCAGAAUUGAUAAAGAUGAAAGAAAAUGUAAGAAAAGACAGAUCAACAUUAGAGGAUAGAAAUGAAAAUAUUCCUGGCCAGGAUAAGAGACAGGAGGCUAUGAGGUCCAAAGCAGCGUUAGACAAGGUCUACGCAUUGCUUGAGCAGUCUUCUGAAGAAGAGGUUAGGCUAGAGACUUUUGAUGGCGAUUCAAAUAAUGUAUUCGCUGAGGAACCAGAAAUCACAGAAAUCACAAAGGAUCCCUUCUGGGAUUGCUAG
Molecule: messenger RNA, 756 nt
Organism: Rhopilema esculentum
Lineage: Eukaryota; Metazoa; Cnidaria; Scyphozoa; Rhizostomeae; Rhizostomatidae
Source: RefSeq, a predicted model, not a curated record